Messenger RNA from Hibiscus syriacus, 411 nucleotides. The record is from the annotation of a RefSeq genome assembly. NCBI's taxonomy places the organism in Eukaryota, Viridiplantae, Streptophyta, Magnoliopsida, Malvales, Malvaceae.
AUGCUUAGUAACCCAAAAAGAACCAGAUUUCGUAAACAACAUAGAGGAAGAAUGAAAGGAAUAUCUUAUCGAGGUAAUCGCAUUUGUUUCGGUAGAUAUGCUCUUCAAGCACUUGAACCCGCUUGGAUUACAUCUAGACAAAUAGAAGCGGGGCGCCGCGCAAUGACACGAAAUGUACGCCGUGGUGGAAAAAUAUGGGUACGUAUAUUUCCAGAUAAACCAGUUACGGUAAGACCUACAGAAACACGUAUGGGUUCGGGGAAAGGAUCUCCGGAGUAUUGGGUAGCUGUCGUUAAACCGGGCAGAAUACUUUAUGAAAUGAGCGGAGUAGCCGAAAAUAUAGCCAGAAAGGCUAUUUCAAUAGCGGCGUCCAAAAUGCCUAUAAAAACUCAAUUCAUUAUUUCAGGAUAG